CAAAAUUUUUGCAUCAGGAAGUUCUACACUUCUUAGCCUUCAUUUUGACCAAUGGAAACUUUACGAGUCCGUUGCAUCACUCUCCUUAUGGCUUUAUAAUAAUAGACUUUCAAGAUUCAAUUCAACUCACAGAAUCACAAUUUGCACUCGCUUUCUUCACCACCACAGCCCUAGCAAAUCUUCUGGCAGUAUGUCGCAGCCGUCGCGUCCCAAGAGCCCCGAUGAUCAAACUGCAAUGUAUAUUCGUGUAAAGCGUAACAAGACAACUUACUUUCUGCAAUGUGUGCCAAGUGAGACAAUUCUACAAAUUAAGGAGAAGUUGCAAGAACUCAUUGAUCAACCAGUCAAUGAUCAACGUUUGAUAUUAAUGCCAAAUCGGGAAGUAUUAGAUGAUUCAAAAUCACUGGCGGAUCAGAAGGUUGAAAAUGAUGCUGUUGUUGCGCUGACCUUGAGAAAAGAUGAUAAUGAAUUCGAAGAGGUGAACAUCGUCAGGCCAAAUGAUUUUUACCAAUCCCGGGAGACGGAUGGUGGCUUCUAAUGCUCAACUCUUGGAAACACAUUAAUUAUCAGUAGUCGUGUCGUUUAUGUUACUCAACACUAUGAGCUCCAUCUUUUGAUUUGAUAACAUGAGAGUUGUCGAUCUUUAUGUACGGAUGAUGCCCUUUACUGAAUUUUCAGUUCCAUUGCAGCUGUACUGAUGAAAUUCCUCCUCGUGAAAUUCCAUAUGCUAUCAUUCCAA
Molecule: messenger RNA, 739 nt
Organism: Sesamum indicum (sesame)
Lineage: Eukaryota; Viridiplantae; Streptophyta; Magnoliopsida; Lamiales; Pedaliaceae
Product: Ubiquitin-like superfamily protein
Molecular function (GO): protein binding
Source: RefSeq, a predicted model, not a curated record